CCAAUCCCCAAAAGAAGGUGGUCCCACCGUUUCGCCAUUAACGAGAAAACUCGAAGAAACUAUGAAGCAAUAGGAACGACGUUGGAGCUCGUCAAGUUUCAAAUCUUGCGCAAUGUUUACCAAAUUAUUUCAUAGAAAUCCUCAACAAUCUUCUCCACCUGAACCACCUGAGGAUGUUCCACAAUUGAAAGACUUUGAACCACGUGUUGUUGUUCAUUAUGGGAUUCCAUCUACUGCAUCAAUCCUGGCCUUUGACCCCCUUCAGCAUCUACUGGCUAUAGGCACACAGGAUGGCAGGAUAAAGGUGAUUGGCGGUGAUAACAUUGAAUGCCUUCUAAUAUCUCCUAAGCCAGUGCCCUUGAAAAACCUAGAGUUCUUACAAAACCAAGGUUUUCUGGUCAGCGUCUCAAAUGAAAAUGUAGUACAGGUUUGGGAUCUAGAACGGAGGUGUUUGGCUUCUAAUUUACGGUGGGAGUCCAAUAUAAGUGCAUUCUCUGUAGUUUGUGGCACUAAUUACAUGUAUGUUGGAGACGAGUAUGGGUAUUUGUCCGUGUUGAAGUAUGACAUUGAAGAAGGGAAUAUCCAACACAUGCCCUACCAGAUUCCUCCUGAUCUCAUAGCUGAUGAAGCUGGGAUUCAAAUACCUGAUCAGCAGUCUGUUGUGGGCCUGGUUGCCCAACCUUGUACCUCCGGCAAAAGAGUGCUGAUUGCAUAUCAGAAUGGAGUGAUAAUAUUAUGGGAUGUUUCUGAAGAUAAGGCUGUACUUGUCAGAGCCCAUAAAGAUCUCCAACUGAAGGAUGAAAUAAUUAUUCGUUCUACAAGUGAUGUCAAACGUGAAAGUCUCAGUUAUAAAUCGGAGGAUGAGCAGGCAGAGAAGGAGAUAAGUGCUCUCUGUUGGGUUUCUUCUGACGGGUCAAUGCUUGCUGUUGGUUAUGUAGAUGGAGAUAUUCUGUUAUGGAAUUUAUCAACUACAAUCUCUACCAAAGAUCAAAAAGCAAAUAAAUCAUCUAAUAAUGCCAUUAAGUUAAGAUUUUCUUCAGGUGACAGAAGACUCCCAGUCAUUGUUCUGCGUUGGUCUGCAAACAGUGCUCAUAAUGGUAAUGGAGGUCAACUUUUUGUCUAUGGAGGUGAUGAUAUUGGAUCGGAGGAAGUCCUAACGAUCUUGAAUCUUGAUUUGUCAUCUGGACUAGAAGCUCUGAAGAGUAUUAAGCGCUCAGACCUUACGCUUAAUGGUCCUUAUGCGGAUAUAGUAUUGGUACCUGGUGUUGGUGCAUCUGAGAGUAGUUAUACUACACUUUUUGUGUUGACCAGCCCAGGACAAUUGCAUGUUUAUGAUGAUGAUUGCUUGUCUGGACUAAUAUCUGCUCCAGAGAAGCAUGCUGUAAAUGCAGUUCAGUGCUCUGUAACUUUACCAACGGUUGAACCAUAUAUGACUAUCACAAAGCUCUGUUCGAUACAAAAAGAUGGGAAUUUACAAAGAGUUCUAAAGGAGACAGUUUUGGCUGCAAAACAUGAACUAGCAUCUUCUACAACUACAGGGAGUGCACAGUGGCCUGUGAGUGGUGGCUUUCCCAGUCAACUAUCCUCAGAUGAAAAUAUUGGAGUUGAGAGAAUAUAUAUUGCAGGGUAUCAAGAUGGCUCCGUCCGAAUAUGGGAGGCCACAUUUCCGGUUUUCUCACAAAUUUUUGUUCUAACUUUCCAGGUGGAAGGUACCGAAGUUCCUGGUGCAAGUGCACCAAUAUCAUCCUUGGAUUUUAACUCUACAACAUCAAGCUUAGCUGUCGGCAAUGAUUGUGGUCUGGUUCAUCUACUUAAGCUAGUUGGAGAAUCUGAAGAAAAAAAUGCAUACCUUGUGACAGAAACCAAGCGUGAAGAAAUUGAUUUGCACCAUGGGAAUGGAUGGCAAUCAACAGCCGUAUUUUCUCUUCUAGAUUCUCCUGUGCGAAGUCUACAAUAUACAUUUUCUGGAUCUAGAAUUGUUGUUGGACAUGAAUGUGGUAAGGUUGCCGUACUAGAUGUUCAAUCAUCAUCAGUAGUGUUUCUUACAGAUCUUUUAGUCAGCUCUAGUUCUCCGGUCGUUUCUCUGGCCAUGAAAACAUAUUCACAAACUGAUACUGAUGAUUCUGAGCAAUCUGGAAACACAUCUCCAAGUGAUCCACCAAAGGAAGUGGCUUUCAUAUUGACCAAAGACGCACAAAUCAUCCUUGUGGAUAGUAGUAGUGGUAAAAAAAUCUGCUCCCAGUCAGUAAAUCCGAAGGAGUCAGCUGCAAUCUCUUUAUACAUUUUAGAGGAAAAGUUUUCUGUCCCAGAAUUGUCGGUACAGAAUACUGUGAACUCAUCCCAGGACUCCACAGAUGGAAAGGAGUCUUUACAGUCCCACACUGAGCCAGACAGUGAUUCAACUGAAGUAAAUAUCUCGAGUGAAGGCAUUGAAUUGUGGAAGAAUUUUGUUGACUCGCUGAUCUUAGUUUGUUGUGAGGAUUCAAUGCUUUUAUACUCAACCAAGUCUCUAAUUCAGGGGGAGCCAGACUUCAUCUGCAAAGUUGAUUUAGAGAAACAAUGUUGCUGGACUACUAUCUUCAAGAAAAAUGAACUGGAAUCAGGAGUGGUUUUAGUAUAUUCGACUGGGGUUGUUGAGAUCAGGUCCUUGCCAGACCUUAAAGUGCUGGCAGAAACUUCUAUAAUGUCCAUUCUUAGAUGGAACUUCAUGACUAACAUGGAGAACACAAUGAGUUCUUCUGGUAAUGGGCAUAUAACAAUGGUGUAUGGGCGUGAACUUGCUAUUAUAUCUCUUUUCACCUCUGAAAAUGACUUCAGGAUCCCAGAGGCUCUACCUCGUCUUCAUGAUAAAGAUGUUGCGGAAGCUGCAGAGGCUGCUCUUAAAUUCUCUCUUAGCCAGAAGAACAAACAGACUGCACCAACAGGACUACUUGGUGGUAUCAUCAAGGGCAUAAAGCGAGAAAAAGAAAAUGAGAAUGUGAAUAUUGAAGAAACUCGAGACGUUCUUGUUCCUAAGCUAGAAGCCUUGUUUUCUAGGGCACCUUUUUCAGUUUCAGAUUUAGAUUUGGGAGAUGACUUUGAUGAACCAAUCAAAUCAGGUUCUACAUUGAGAGAGAACUUUGAUGAGCCAAUCAAAUUAGUUGUAGAGAGAAUCGAGGUCGAACCGAAGUCCCCUACACUAUCUCCUCAGACUCAGAGCCAGACUGAGACAAACAAGCAAACAGAGAGGGAUAGAUUACUUGAAGGUGGCUCUGCCAUAACAGAACCAAAAGCUAGGACAGCAGAGGAAAUCAAGGCGAAAUAUCGAAAGACUGCGACUGGGGAUACAGCAGCCAUGGCACUAGAAGCAAAAGACAAGCUUCUCGAACGCCAAAUGAAACUUGAGAAACUAAAAGAAAACUCGGAAGAACUGGCAAGUGGGUCCGAGAACUUCGCAUCAAUGGCAGAACAGCUUGCAAAGCAAAUGGAGAAUCGAAAGUGGUGGCAGCUGUGAAUAACAAUAACUACUCGCUGAGUCCCUGGGGAUGGAUCUCUUAACUCGGCAUAAACUCGAAUGGUCAAUUAAUGGUACAUUACAUUUCAUCGCUAGUUAAUUUUUCUUAAUAACCUGAUAAAGUACAAACAGUUGUGUAUUGUUUGUGUAUUUAUUAUAACGAGUUAUAUAAACCUCGGUCGAUUCAUG
Messenger RNA from Cynara cardunculus var. scolymus (artichoke), 3682 nucleotides. RefSeq lists its product as uncharacterized. Gene Ontology annotation, biological process: regulation of exocytosis. NCBI's taxonomy places the organism in Eukaryota, Viridiplantae, Streptophyta, Magnoliopsida, Asterales, Asteraceae. The transcript is spliced from 24 exons. Bases 113 to 3493 code for a protein of 1126 amino acids. Gene Ontology annotation, molecular function: GTPase activator activity; myosin II binding; syntaxin binding. The record is from RefSeq and is a predicted model, not a curated record. Gene Ontology annotation, cellular component: plasma membrane; cytoplasm.